This is a messenger RNA of Penicillium hordei, 1362 nucleotides long. Its product is annotated as FAD-dependent oxidoreductase. The record is from RefSeq and is a predicted model, not a curated record. Gene Ontology annotation, biological process: secondary metabolite biosynthetic process. The coding region runs from base 1 to 1362 and encodes 453 amino acids. NCBI's taxonomy places the organism in Eukaryota, Fungi, Ascomycota, Eurotiomycetes, Eurotiales, Aspergillaceae. The transcript has 2 exons. Gene Ontology annotation, molecular function: FAD binding.
AUGGCCGACGCAAUCGAUGCACAAGACGGGUCUUUCACAGUUGGCAUUGUCGGCGCUGGUCUCAUCGGAGUCAUGCUAGCGGCGGGUCUGGUCCGUCGUGGCAUCGCCGUCAAAGUCUACGAGCAGGCGCGAGGCUUUCGCGAGAUCGGGGCAGGAAUGGCCUUCACUGCCACUUCGGUUCGGUGCAUGGAACUUCUCGAUCCAGCUAUUGUGUAUGCUUUGCGAUCCAGCGGAGCUGUUCCCAUCUCAAUCGGCGAUCAUCAAGGUGAAGCGCGUGAUUAUCUCCGCUGGGUGGAUGGAUACAACCAGGUUUCGGGCAAGGACACCACAUAUGAGAGGAAGCUAUAUGAAAUAGACGCAGGCAUCCGCGGCUUUGAGGGCUGUAGGCGCGACCAGUUUUUGGAGACGCUCGUAAAGGUUCUUCCUGAGGGGGUGAUCGAGUGCCAGAAGCGAGUACAGCAGGUUUAUGAGAAAGAAUUGGGGGACAAGAUCACUCUGGAGUUUGCCGAUGGCGUAUCUGUCGAGGUGGAUUGCGUGAUCGGUACCGAUGGAAUCCUGUCUCGGGUUCGGCAGCAUCUGUUUGGCAAAGACUCGCCCCACUCCUUCCCACAUUAUAGCCACAAGUUUGCGUAUCGGGGUCUCAUCUCAAUGGAAAACGCCAUCUCCGCCCUGGGGGAAUCCAAGGCGCACACCCUGAAUAUGCACGUCGGCCCAAACGCGCAUCUCAUCCAUUAUCCGGUCGCGAACCAGACCAUGGUCAACGUGGCUGCGUUCGUGUCGGAUACCAAGGACUGGACUGAUCAGACAAGUCUCGUACAGCCUGCCACAAGAAUUGACGCAAUGAACGAUUUCGCGAACUGGAAUACCUGCCUGCGCGCCGUGGUUAGCUUUUUGCCGGAAAGGAUCGACCGCUGGGCAAUGUUCGACACUUGGGAUUACCCAGCCCCUUACUUCAGUCGCGGUAAGGUUUGUUUGGCUGGUGACGCAGCCCAUGCAGCUGUCCCACAUCAUGGGGCAGGGGCUUGCAUUGGGGUCGAGGACGCGCUGUGCCUGGCGAUUUUGCUGGGAGAAGUUUCGGUCUCGAUGCGAGGGCAAAGCGCAAUGGACUGUGGGCGCGCUGUAGUUGCCGCGUUUAAUACCUAUGAUGCUGUCCGGCGGGUCCGCGCUCAGUGGUUUGUAGACAGUAGCCGAAGAGUAUGUGAUUUGUACCAGCAGCCUGAAUGGGCGGAUCCCGAGAGGUGGGGCAAGGCCGAGACCUGUUUCGAGGAGAUCAAAGAGCGCUCCCACAAGAUAUGGCACUUUGACUACAAUUCUAUGUUGCAGGAGGCAAUUGAGGGAUAUAGGCAGAGGAUGAGCGAGUGA